CCUUGUGCUUCUGUUGCUUUGUUGUACCCCUUCUUCUGCCUGCUGAGCAAGGUGGAGGAAAAGUCUUUUGUCGAGAUGAGUGGUUCUCACAGAAGACUCGACCCUGAUUUUGAUCUACGAAUGGCUAACCAAGUGAAUUCCAUGACCAUGGAUGUAACCUAUCUGGGUCAUGCCUGGUUUGGUUUUGGAAUCAAUUGAAAUGGGCAAAUGGUAGGCUCUACCGUGGUAGUGGGAUGUCUAAACAAUUCAGACGAUGCUAUAGUAGCAACGAAAGAGCUGCCAUGAGAGCGGAGAGAUACUAUCUAGAGCUAUGAGCCAAGAACCUGUACCGGUACAGGAUUAAGCAUCUUGAGCACAGCACGAUCACCCGAAACCAGCAACGCUCCCCCUUUUAAGAUGCUCUGCUGGUUUCUAUUAUGCAUUCCCACGAGCAAGCUGGACACAGCUUCUUGCUCCAAGACGGAACAUCUUCCACUUCUGCUGUUGCUUGCUUGGAACUUGGAAGCAGAAGGAUGAUGAACAACUGACGAUCUUGCAACCACAUGUGACCUACGUCAACACAAGAAAGACACGGUCAUCAUGGUUUCUUUCUUCGGGUCGAACGUCAAGAGAAAGAGACCAAUGAGAAGUCAAUUGCAGAGAUGCCGAGCAGAACGCAAUUCUUAAAGAUACCUUGUCCAUGUUUCGGACAAGUCCAACGUAUUUUGGUCACAAUAUUGCAAAACUCUGCCAUCCCCCAAGCAGUUCAUUGAGUUUGUUAUUGGCCGACCACAGCCACAGAUCCCAUUGUAUUGGACUCCAAAGCCAAUAAUACCAAGCCUCUGCAUCCACUUUCCUAGCCAGAUAGCUAGUACUAUUUUGCUUCAAGGAAACCACCAAGCAUAGCGGAACAUGAUUCUGGAGAUCUUCAAGGCAUCGAUCCAUUCGGUGGGGACGGCCAUCACCAUGACGGCCGCGGGAGUUUAUCUGCAUCGUCGAGGCAUGAUCACGAGUGAAACCAAGACAGGCAUGGCCCGUUAUACCCAACAGAUUGCCAUUCCAGCCCUCUUCUUUACCAAGAUUGUGGACUGUCCGCAAAACUUUUCUCAUGAUCAGUGUCCCAACAUUUUGUCUCAUUUGGGCGACGCUUGGGUCUUGCUGGUGUGGCCCAUCUAUGUGCUGGGAGUGGGGUUGUUGGUGGGGUACAUCAUGAUCAAAAUUGUCCAACCACCCAAAUGGCAGCACAAUUGCGUGCUGGCUGCAACUGCCUUUGCCAAUGCCAUGGGAAUGCCCAUUACGCUGUUGGAUGUGAUUGGCCACAAUUUUGUUCCUCCUGGUCCCAUCAACCACAAUCUUGAUCCCACUCGAUUUCAAUCCAUCUAUGUUAUUUUGAACCCAGUCUUGCAAUGGGGACUUGGGGGAUGGCUGCUCAGUAAGGAUGAAGAGGAAGAGUACGAACUACAACCUGGGAAACAAGAGUCCUUCCGAGCGAAUGAUACCAUGGUCCCCAUUGUGGAUCCUGCGGAUAUUUCGUUUGGAGGAAAACUGAAUUCCUUCCGCAAUCGCAGAAAGAUCUUGUCGUUUAUAUCCUUGGAGGAAGCUGGCUAUGCCUCGGAAAGCACCCCACCUUCAGGCGUUCCAACAGUCAAUGAAGACGACAAUGUCGGACUGGAAGAAGCAGGUUAUACCACGGAGGAAAGCACUCCACUGCAACAAAGUCGCGGCAUGAAAGAGCCAACCUACACAGAGGAGGAUGAAUUGAUGAGCAAAGAUGGUGAAAGCUACGGCAGUUCCUGGCAAGAAACAGAGGAAGAACUUGGCGCCCAAAUUCCACCUCCCAUUGCUCCACCAGCCAAACGUCAAUCAUCUCGUGUUGUUGUUGUCAAGCACCAACCACCAGAAGGAGAAUUGUGGCGAAUUCUCAAAAAGAUUGCCUCGAAGGCAAUGCAGCCACCGGCGAUUGGUGCCAUUUUGGGGUUUCUGGUGGCCAGCUAUGCUCCGCUCCGAGGUCUCUUUGUCGACAUGGAACAUCGCGCGGACAAUGCACCUCUGGAAUGGAUCUUUGAUGGUGUCUUGACGCUAGCCGAAUCCGCCAUUCCAGUGAACAUGUGUGUGGUAGGUGUCAACUUGGACAUUGCCUCUCAACGAAAGAUUUCCCCCAGCGGUCAGAAUGGAGCCAGUGCCAAGACGAUCGCUGCUGUGGUUCUUGGCAAAAUGUUGAUCAUGCCCAUCAUUGGGAUUACCACGGUUUGGAUAUUGAAGACCUACUUUUGGGACAUUCCGCAGGACAUCCAAUUUCAGUUCUAUCUGGUACUCGCGAUGAAUUUUAUUACCCCGACUGCCAACGUGGUAAUGGUGAUUGCAGAAUUGGGGUCGGGGCCAGACUCGAAGAAUGUCAUGGCCUCGCUCAUUGGCUGGCAAUACGUUGCGGCACCCUUUUUGCUGUCCUUGACUGUCAUGCUGGUGGUUUGGGUUGCAGUGAUGUAGCGGGGAGCCCUGACGGACAAAAAAGGAAAGAUUGGACUUCUAACACGGAAAGAGGCAGCUGAUGGCUGUCGUGGUCAAACGGCAAUGGGAUUGCUCUGCAAUAUCAAACCCACUGGAAUCUAGCUGCAGGUCGCAGACCUAUCCGUGCUGCUCUGGAAGUCAGCUCUGGAUUGUUCAAAAGACAAUCUUCCCAACUCUAUUGAGACGAACCACAUCCGAGACGGCGUCAGUGGAUGCAUAGCAGAGCGACCACGGCUGCAACUCUAUAGAUGAUGUAUUGUGUGUAGUAGUUGAUUUGAACUUCAA
Messenger RNA from Seminavis robusta, 2772 nucleotides. Lineage: Eukaryota; Bacillariophyta; Bacillariophyceae; Naviculales; Naviculaceae. The record is from the annotation of a GenBank genome assembly.